AUGGCAGAGUACAACAGGAUACUAGAUGCGCAAGAAAAGGCUAGGAAGGAUGAACUAGAGGCUCGUGUUGCCCGACAGAAAGCUCUGAUGGAAACUAUGCAAGAUACGGUGGUGAAGGAGCAGAAUGCUAAGGCGAAUGAGAUGGAGGACAGAGCGGAUAGGCAGCUGGCUGAGGCCAACGCUAGAGCUGAGGAGAGAGAGAGGUUGAAGGAAGAGAGGCUAAGGGAGAUCCGGCAGGAGACGCAGGAGUAUUGGGAGGCCCCGGGGAUCGAACCUGGGUCGUUGGCUUAUGAGUUGUGGUAG
Molecule: messenger RNA, 303 nt
Organism: Perkinsus marinus ATCC 50983
Lineage: Eukaryota; Perkinsozoa; Perkinsida; Perkinsidae
Exons: 3
Coding region: 1-303 (100 amino acids)
Source: RefSeq, a predicted model, not a curated record